Messenger RNA from Bombina bombina (fire-bellied toad), 1032 nucleotides. RefSeq lists its product as uncharacterized. The record is from RefSeq and is a predicted model, not a curated record. Gene Ontology annotation, molecular function: NADP binding; N,N-dimethylaniline monooxygenase activity; flavin adenine dinucleotide binding. Bases 1 to 1032 code for a protein of 343 amino acids. The transcript has a single exon. NCBI's taxonomy places the organism in Eukaryota, Metazoa, Chordata, Amphibia, Anura, Bombinatoridae.
AUGAAUAUCAACAUUAAUAUUUUGAUUCCUUUUCAUCUAGGAAAAGUUUUACACAGCCAUUUUUACCGCUACCCAGAGGCCUUCUCUUCCUCCUCAGUAGUUCUUUUAGGCGCAGGUCCUUCUGGGUUGGACAUUGCCAUAGAACUGGCUCCUCAUGUAAAGCAGGUCACCUUAAGCCACCAUGGCCCUCCGUUUAAUUGGGCCCCAUUAGAAAAUAUGGCUUUUGCUCUUCCAGUGGUAAGUGCCACUCCUCAUACUUUGAUUUGUGAGAAUGGGAUCCAGUUGAAUGCAGACACCCUUAUAUACUGCACUGGUUAUAAAUAUCAUUAUCCAUUUCUAUUGCUUGAGGAGGGGCAGAAUUUUCUGGAAGGUAUUAAUAAGAGUCUGGAAGGAAUCGGAUCUCCUUAUGGGCCUGAGCAACGACAGGCAACAAAUAUGGGGCUUCAGAAGUCUGACAAAAGUAAACAACUGUUGAAAGCCGAGACAACAAAUUUAGGGUUACUAGAAGAUGAAAAGCUUUUGUUGCCUGAUAAUGGACAAGGUCACAUACCACCAUUAUAUAAGCACCUUUUCCAUGCCCGGUACCCCACCAUGUGCUUUAUCAGUGUCUGCAAGAUAGUGGUUCCCUGUCCAAUGUUUCACUGCCAGGCCCUAGUUUUCAUUUCUUUCCUUAAGGGGAAAUAUCAGUUACCACCAUCUGACCAAAUGCUUAUUGAGUGCCAAGAAGAACUGAGGAACUACUUGAAGUCAGGGUUCCCAGUCAAAUAUCUGCAUCGCUUGGACAACCAGCAAUGGGAGUAUAAUGAUUGGCUUGCAGAAAUGGGUGGUUUUGAACCAUUGCCACCUGUGCUAGUGAAGCUUUUUAAUGCAUGUCGUGCAUUCCGGAAAUCUAAUCCUUCUUUAUACAGAGACAUACACUUUGAAAUCAUUAACAGAGAUGACUUCAAAAUAGUGUCAUAUGGACGAUUUUCAACCCUUGAGAAAGCUAAAGAUCUCAACACUUCUACUCACAACACCAUGUCAGGGCAGUGA